AUGCUUCCUCUCUUCAUCAAGAUGCUUCCUCUCUUCAACAAAGUGAUUCCUCUCUUCUUCAAAGUACUUCCUCUCUUGAUCAAGGUGCUUCCUCUCUUCAACAAAGUACUUCCUCUCUUCAUCAAGAUGCUUCCUCUCUAA
Trichomonas vaginalis G3 is the source of this 141-nucleotide messenger RNA. Its product is annotated as SLEI family protein family. The record is from RefSeq and is a predicted model, not a curated record. Bases 1 to 141 code for a protein of 46 amino acids. The transcript has a single exon. Lineage: Eukaryota; Parabasalia; Trichomonadida; Trichomonadidae.